AUGAAAGGGGACUGGCAUGCGACCCAGCAGGAGACUAAUAAAACCAUCACCACCAGCACCAAAGCCAUCAAGCAGCUGUCUGAGAUUGUCAGAGGCUCAUCCAGGCAAGAGAGGCUCCAGCUGGACAGACUGAAGAACCAGCUGUCGGAUGCCAUCCAGAGAUACGGAGCUGUGCAGAAGAAAAUAGCAGAAAAAUCCAAAGCUUUGCUUCCCACUGGGCAGAGAAGCACCAAACAGCAGAGCCCCAAGACCCCCUUCUCUGACCUACCUGAUGAUGAGAAGAUCUUUAAUGGGGGAGAUGCCACGUGGCAGAACCAGAGCCAGGACCAAGCCUUGCUCUCGGAAAUCACGGAGGAGGAUCUGGAGGCCAUUCGGCAGCGGGAAGAGGCCAUUCAGCAGAUUGAGAGUGACAUGUUGGAUGUGAACCAGAUCAUUAAAGACCUGGCCUCCAUGGUGCAUGAGCAAGGAGAUGCAAUAGAUAGUAUUGAAGCCAACAUUGAGACGGCGUCUUCUAACGUAGACUCAGCCAAUGAGCAGUUGGCAAAAGCCAGUCAGCACCAACUACGAGCCAGGAAGAUGAAGUGCUGCCUCCUCUCCAUCGCUUUGGCUGUUCUGGUGCUCAUUGUCAUCAUCAUCGCGGUCUCUGUCAAGCGCUGAGCUGGUUGUGGUUUCCACAGAGCCUGUGAUCCCCCUGGGAAGCUGGAAUGGAUUCUCCAGGCAUUGCACAUUCAGGCCCUGUGUCCAUGUCUGCGUUACUGACACGUCCCAUCGAACCUGCUACACCAACAAACACAAAUUGUAUGAAAAAAGAGCUAAAUUUCAUACUGUGUGUUGGUACCAUUGUGAAUAAUUUUGCCUAUUUCUUUUCCCCUUUGUUGUAGACAUGUUUUACCUCAAAUUUUAAUUACGUCCCCUGUGUCUGGGGAAUGCUAUUCCUCUGCCUUCAGAUUUGCUAUACAAUGUGCUGUAAGAUAAGUAGCUUUUAAUUCAUCUCCAUUGUUUGUGUUUUUAACCUGCUCCUGAUCCCCAGUUCUGCUCAUUUAAAACCAUGAAAGUCAAAGUGUUUUGUCUGAUUCUUUUUUUGUUUGUUUGUUUGUUACUGGUUUUGUACAUUUAAAGAUUAAUUUAGCUCAGAUUCUCCCCCCUGCUGUGCACUGCUGCUUUAGACUCUGCUCUGCUGGAUCUGAGCUAAGCAUGACCACAAUUAUAUGUGCCAUUUACAACACUUAGAUGCUUAUUUUAUCCCACUGUAUGCACAGAACACCACAUUUAUUUAUGAGAAAAACUCGUGAAAGAGCAGGUCAAAUAAACAAGGCACACUGUUACUAUUUUUUAAAGACCUUUAAUCUAUUAAAAAAAAUCAAGCAAGGUAUCUCAUAAAAAAAGCACCAAAUUUUGCAUUAGAUUCCAUUUCAUAGGUUUCAAUGCAACCAGCAUUUGGGAUUUUGUUCCAUCCUGACCCACAAUAUUUUCUGCUGACAGCAUGAUUGAAACUGCCAUUUAAAUUCUCGUUUAAGUGUGUCGUGUGUUAUAAAUGCAGUUUUCCUCCAGUAAAUAAAGCAUUUCAAAAAUGGUUUUAAUUAAAA
Molecule: messenger RNA, 1586 nt
Organism: Pipra filicauda (Wire-tailed manakin)
Lineage: Eukaryota; Metazoa; Chordata; Aves; Passeriformes; Pipridae
Gene: TSNARE1
Product: t-SNARE domain containing 1
Exons: 9
Coding region: 1-657 (218 amino acids)
Biological process (GO): intracellular protein transport; vesicle fusion; vesicle-mediated transport
Cellular component (GO): membrane; SNARE complex; endomembrane system
Molecular function (GO): SNARE binding; SNAP receptor activity
Source: RefSeq, a predicted model, not a curated record